Messenger RNA from Arabidopsis arenosa, 1488 nucleotides. The record is from the annotation of a GenBank genome assembly. Lineage: Eukaryota; Viridiplantae; Streptophyta; Magnoliopsida; Brassicales; Brassicaceae.
GAGGCCUCCUCUUCAAAGCGGAAAACCCACCAUGGACAUAUGUGACUGGAGAACUCGAUUGACACCUGAUUCACGUCAGAAGGUCGUUAAGAAGAUAGUUGGAACAUUGAAGAAGCACUUUCCAUAUUCUGGACCAGCUGAUCAGCUCAACAAAAUUGCUGCUAGAUUCGAGGAUAAAACUUUCAGUGGUGCUGUUAACCAGACUGAUUACGUUAGGAAACUAUCCAUGAAGAUGCUAACUCUGGAGACUAAAUCGCAAAAUGCAACUGGUUCUUCCUCAUCUAUCCCUGCCGUGGACACAGCUGCCUGGAGAACUCAUAUGCCUCCUGGUUCACGUAAGAAGAUCGUUAACAAGAUAUUGGAAAUACUAAAGAAGCAACCUCCAUUUUCUGGAUCAGAUGAGGGAAUUAACGAGCUCAGGAGGAUUGCAGCCAGAUUCGAGGACAAUAUUUUCAGAGGUGCUGUUAAUCAGACUGAUUACCUUCGGAAAAUAUCCGCCAAGAUUGUAACUAUGAAGAAUGAUUCGAAAAAUGCAGCUGUUUCUUCCUCAUCUUUCCUUUACCCUAAUUAUGGCACAUCCAUGGAUUCGGAUGCUGAGGAUAUGGAGAAUGGCAAUUCAGAGCCUUGUCUUGUGAAUGAAGAACUUGCCGUGAACACAAGUGACUGGAGAACUGAACUGCCACCGAAUUCACGCCAAAGAAAUGCCUACAAGAUGUUAAUGGAAACACUAGAGAUGCAUGUUCCAAAUCUUGGGCUACAAGGAAUUAACGAGCUCAUGAGAAUUGCUGUCAGCUUCGAGGAUUUAAUUUUCCAAACUGCUAUAAAUCAGAACAGAGAACCCAUCAUGGACACAGGUGACUGGAGAACUCAAUUUCCAUCUGAUUCACGCUCGAGAGUUGUCAAUAAAAUAAUGGAAACUCUGAUAAAGCAACUUCCAUUUAUUGGACCAGAGGGAAUUAACGAGCUCAGGAAAAUUGCUGUCAGAUUUGAGGACAAAAUUUUUAGCAAUGCUAUCAAUCAGACUGAGUACCUUCGUCAAAUAUCCUUCAAGAUGCUGAGUAUGGAGACUAAAUCACAAAAUGCAGCUAGUUCUUCCUCAUCUGUCUUUGCCGCUGAUGACAACAGCCCACCGUUGGUUCCAGAGCCUUCUCUUCCGAACAAUGAACCUGAUGUGAACUCAAGUGACUGGAGAACUCAACAGCCACCGGAUUCACGCCAGAAGAAUAUCUACGCGUUAUUGGAAACACUAAAGAAAAAUGUUCCAUACUCUGGGAAAGAAGGAAUUGACGAGCUCAUGAGAAUUGCUGUCAGCUUUGAGGAGUUGAUUUUCAACACUGCUAUAAGCCAGGAGGAUUACCUUGGCAAAAUAUCCUUAAAGAUGCGGACUAUGUAAGAGGGCAACUAAGUCAUUAAGUGGCGUUCUAAGCGAUCAAUUGCGUUUGAAACUUUCAGGGCAAUUCCAUAUUUGUAUAAAGAACUCACCUUGAA